GCCCUGUCAAUAAUACCUGAGCUAACAUCUUGUCCCCUCGCAGGCAUCACCGUUCUUACCAAGAUGGCCAGGCUCUAGGCUUCUCGCACGCUUCCAAACCCCGCUCUGUUCUUCUCUUUAGCGCCUAUCGUCAUAGUUCCCGAGUCAGCCUUAUAUCGGCCUUUUCCCCGACUUCCCUCUCCUAAUAAAUACUGUCCCAUUUCUUCUAUCCUCAGACGGCAUACCCUAAGUAUCUAGUCCGUGGCACGCGAGCAUGCUGGACCCAAUCCCGCCUCCUCCAGAGUGGUUGCGGGAGUACACUGAGCCCUGGGCUCAACGUUUCAAUCUUCCUGCUCUGACUGAUCACUCUCAUGAAGUCAUUGCUGCCUUUAUCGGCUACCUAUUCAUUCACUACGUCCUCUCGCCAUGGCUGUCUCCGAAGCUAUUCCCUCGCCACUACCCCAACCUAAACAAGCGUACCAAGCUUAAUUGGGAUGUUCAUGUCGUCUCGCUUGUCCAGAGCUCCUUCAUUAACGCUGUCGCUCUUUGGGUGCUUUUCGCCGACGAGGAGAGAAAAUCCAUGACAAUUGGUGAGCGAGUUUUCGGGUACACUGGGUCUUGUGCUCUAAUAAACUCUCUCGCCGUCGGCUAUUUUAUCUAUGAUUUGAUAAUCAGCACUCUCUACGUCAAGAUGUUUGGUAUUGGCAUGCUCUUCCAUGCCGUCUCUGCGCUAUGGGUGUUCAGUUUCGGAUUCAGACCGUUUGUCAACUUUUACGCCCCCGUCUUUAUCCUCUACGAACUCUCCAGCCCCUUUCUCAAUAUCCACUGGUUCCUUGACAAAGUUAACAUGACCGGCUCUAAGUUGCAAUGGUACAAUGGCAUGGCGCUUCUUGUCGUGUUCUUCUGUUGUCGUCUCAUCUGGGGAACUUGGCAGUCCGUCCUCGUAUACAUGGACAUGUUUGCUGCUCUCAGACAGACUUGGUCCGCUGGCUCUUCCUCGCCGCUAGACCCCGUUAACAUCACGGCUCAAAUCUUCCAGACCCGCGACGAUGGCUCACUCUGUAUCAACGAAGCCUGCAUUAAGGCGAAUGCCGAAAUAACCAAAUACUCCAAGCACACGGCCGUCGGCGUUCCUACCUGGUUGGUCGCCACGUACGUCACCUCCAACCUAAUCCUCAACAGCCUCAACUACUACUGGUUCUCAAAGAUGAUUGAAACUGUGAUGAAGCGCUUCCGUCCUCAGAAAGAGCAAUCCAAGGUGGCAGAGAAACUUAAGGAGCAUAACAAGGAAGCUAGCGCGGUGGAGGAGCUUGCGCAGCAGGCUGUUCUCGACGCCGCAUCCAAACUGGAACAAGAAGAGGGAAGUUUAUUCCUAGGGGAUAACGAACAGCCAGUUGCCUCGGGCGUGGACGCCAGUACUUCAGAUCUUCGGAACAGGAAAGCCUAA
Aspergillus nidulans FGSC A4 is the source of this 1426-nucleotide messenger RNA. RefSeq names its product TLC domain-containing protein. The record is from RefSeq and is a predicted model, not a curated record. The coding region runs from base 254 to 1426 and encodes 390 amino acids. Gene Ontology annotation, cellular component: membrane. The transcript is spliced from 2 exons. Lineage: Eukaryota; Fungi; Ascomycota; Eurotiomycetes; Eurotiales; Aspergillaceae.